Molecule: messenger RNA, 4241 nt
Organism: Octopus sinensis (East Asian common octopus)
Lineage: Eukaryota; Metazoa; Mollusca; Cephalopoda; Octopoda; Octopodidae
Product: serine/threonine-protein kinase MRCK alpha-like
Biological process (GO): actomyosin structure organization; peptidyl-threonine phosphorylation
Cellular component (GO): cytoskeleton; cytoplasm
Molecular function (GO): protein serine/threonine kinase activity; ATP binding
Source: RefSeq, a predicted model, not a curated record
UCAUUCUCUUUUGUUGAUUUGAAACAGGAUUCACAGGCCCCAUCAGGACAUCAUGGAACAUUUCGAGGGCUCCAUUUGCCAUUCAUUGGAUUUACAUUUACAGAAAAUAAUUUGUUGUCAGACCUUAACAGCUUAAAAUCAGAUUUUGAUACGACGGAUUCCCCACAAAAUACCAAAAUCAUUGAUUUACAACAGAAUAUCCUUGAACUGGAACAAGAGAAAAAGGUCCUAGCAGACAAGCUAAAAGAAGCGUUAGAAACUGCUGUUGGUGCUUCUGCCGGUGAAAUUUCUGCUGGAGAUGCUGGUGCAGCUGCCGGUGGUCCAUCUAAGUCUGUUAAGCAACUAAAAGAAGAGGUCACUUCUCUGCAUAAAGCUGUUUCAGUGAAACAAGAUGAAAUAAAUGGCCUGCAACAUGAUUUGCGGAAAAACCAAGACAUGAAAGCUGAACUCGAGCGGAGAUUACGACUUAUUGAAACAGAAAAAAAUACACUACAGAAGGAAUUCUACGAUAUACAAAACAAAUAUAAAAUCCAAACACGAGAGUUAAAAGAAGUUAUAUCGAAACAGAAGAUUACAAUGGAGCGAUUCACCGAUACUUCAGACGUGCUUGGGAAAACGCAAUCAAAAGUGAAAGAACUAGCGAGGAAUGUUCGUGAUAGAGAGGAAGAAAUUGAAGAUACGAAACGCAAAGUUGAAAAUCUGAAGAUGGAGCGUCGAAGAUCGGAAAAGUCCCAUGCUGAGCUGCUGCGAUCCCUGGAAGAAGCUAGAUCCGAAGCAAGCAAAGAGAAAAAACUGCGACGAUCCGAUCAGUUUGCACGCGAUCUCGAAGGAGAGUUAGAAGCGGUGAAGCAGAAACAGAUUGGAAAGUCUACCAGUUCGACAAGUUUAGAACUGUCCCAGGAAGCCGCACGGCUGAAAGCUGAACUUGAGAAAAAAGACGUCGAACACGAAGAAGCUAUCACAAAUCUGAAAUCUGAACAGGCUUUGCGGAACCAAGAAUGGGAACGUCAACUAAAGGAGAAAUUUGCUGAGACUGCUGAAGAAAUUGAACACUACAAAGCUGAGCAAAAAAAUCAACAAAAAUUAUUUGCUUUCCUAAUGAAAGAAAAAUCACAGCUGGAACAAGAAUUUAAUGAUAUGUACGACAAGAGGGAAUCCGUAGCACAAUGGGAAGCCCAGAUAUCUGAAAUCAUUAAAUGGGUUAGUGAAGAAAAGGACGCUCGUGGAUAUUUACAGGCUUUGGCUACCAAGAUGACCGAGGAGUUAGAGAAUUUGAAAGUGAUGGGCGAGGAUUCUGGCCGGAAUCGUUGGCGCAACAGAAGAUCUCAACGACUUGACAAGAUGGAGAUUUUGAAUCUGCAGUCGAGUUUACAAAAUGAGAUUCAAGCAAAGCAGCAAAUUAGUGAAGAAUUAACGAAAUCAAAGGCAAAUCAAGUGGCAACGGAAAACAAACUUCAGGAAUAUGAAACUGAACUUCGGAAAUUAAGAGAAGAAUUAAAACAGAUGAAAGAUUACAGGCUUUUAACUGGAGAAAAACCUGAGUCCAAAAUUACAAACUUUCAAGAACACCCACCACAGAUGUUCUAUUCAGUACAGUUUGAAUCGGCAAACGAAAGCGAAGUGGAAGAAUCCAGUGAAGAUGCUUCAUCCAUGAAUGACUCCCGAACUGCAUCUCACACCGAUUUACCAAGCGAACUUGACGGUGGUGUUUCUAGUUCCGAAAACCAAUCCCUUAAAGUUUAUUCCGAACCUACUUUAGAUCCAGUGUGGAGUGCAGAUAAAAGCAUUUCACUGAAGUCUGCUAACCAACCAAAAGGCCACCAUUUUCUUGUUAAUACUUUCUCUUCCUUAUCCAAAUGCUCGCAGUGUUUCUCAUUAUUACUCGGGAUCCAGAGACAAGGAGUUUGUUGCCAAAAUUGUAAAUACCAUUGUCAUAUACACUGUAUAGAUAAAGUCCCAGUUUCCUGCCCGAUCCCAGAAGAGCAAACUACCCAUACUUAUCCUGGUAUACGUCUUGACAAAGGCAUUGGGACAGCAUUCGAAUAUUUUGCAAAGAUUCCCCGACCUGGUGGUAUAAAAAAAGGCUGGAUUCGGCAGUUUAUCGUUGUCUGUGAUUUUAAAUUAUUUUUAUUCGACGCAACACAUGACAUCGCACAUACUACACAUCAGGUCUUAGAUAUGCGAGAUGAAGACUUCUCUGUUAGUGCCGUAUUGCCUUCCGAUGUAAUACAUGCAAACAAAAAGGAUAUUCCCUGCAUAUUCCGGGUAACAACUCGAGGAAUGAAUACAGGAUUUCCUCAUUCCGUGUUGAUCCUUGCUGAGAAUGAGAACGAGCGUCAGAGAUGGGUUUCGUCGUUACUAGAACUUCAGAAACACUUGAAAAAAAGUAAAUUGUACAAUAAAAUGCCUUUCCAAAGUCAAGAACUGUAUGAUAAUUCUAUGUCUCUGGUGAAAAACACAAAUUCAGCUGUUGUUUUAGAUUCCAGCAAAUUGCUUAUAGGAACUGAAGACGGGCUGUAUAUAGCUGAAUUAACAAAAGACAUUUUUACUCGUAUUGGUGACAAAAGUGAUAAGAAAGCCGUGUACCAGAUGGAAUUAAUCGCUGAAGAACAGUUAGUUGUUUUUAUCAGUGGAAAACAACGGCAUGUUAAACUGCUACAAAUGUCCGCUCAAGGCUGGUCCGAAAAUGACCCAAUCAAGAUAACUGAAACAAAAGGCUGUCAUUUAUUUUGCACUGGAUUAAUUCGACAAGGAUCAACAUCUUGUCUAUGUGUAGCUAUCAAAAGGACUAUACAAGUUUAUGAACUUACAAAAACCAAGCUACGUCAGCGCAAACUGAAAGAUGUACAAGUGCCAGGGUGUGUUCAGUUUUUGGAGAUGAUGAAUGAACGGCUUUGCGUUGGAUAUCCUUCAUGUUUUGCUAUUUAUAGUGUGCAAGGAGAUGGAGCUCCUAUGACUCUUGUGAACGCAGAUGAUGUCACUUUGAAAUUUCUUCACCAAACACCUCUGGAUGCAUUAGCUGCGGUUGAGAUGUCCCAUAAAGAAUAUUUAUUAGUUUUCAAUGUAUUGGGUGUAUAUGUUGAUAAUAAUGGAAAACGAAGUAGAAAUCAAGAGAUUAUGUGGCCUUCACCUCCUCAUGCUAUCACCAUCAACCAUCCAUACUUGUUAUGUUACGCUGAAAACUCUAUAUUUGUAUAUGAUGUCAGAAAUACAUCUUGGACUCAAACUAUUUGUCUGAGAAAAACGAAGCCACUUUGCAAAGACGGCUCUUUGAAUUUGUUCAGUAAUCUUGAUUCACAGCAUAUAGUCUAUCUACGGAACACAGACCUCAGUGAAGAUCAAACCAUUCUACCUGACUUGUCUGCAUUCCGGCAGGCCAGCCGUACAAAACGUCGAUAUUCAUUCAAAACAAGAGAUGAUGACAGGGUAACAAAGGGAAUUGAAAGGCGGUCUCGUAUCAUUUCACCCCCUAUCAACUUCAGCCAUAUUGCUCAUCUGGGCCCAGAUCAGGGAAUGCAAGCAUUGAUAGGUCUUCCAACUGGACAAAGACAGCCUGGAGACAAGUCUGACGAACAAAUCAAAAAAGUGCGCAAUUUGAUGCAACCGAGUAUGAAACAGUUGCAAGAACAAAUGCGAGGUGCAGGCGGCAAGCCAGCAGCAAGUAGCGGCACUGGUAGUGCUUGCGGAGAUUCACAUUUUAAUGGGACUGGUGUAAGAGACCGUGAUUCUCCUCAUAGAGUUUGGCAGCAAACCCCUCCAAGCCGGCCUUUGUCUUCCAUCACAUCAGUUUCACCUGGAGAUAACACUUCUAUUUCUUCACAAGAGCAGACAAAUACUUUGGAUUCCUUAAAUACAUUUAAGACAACAUUAGAGGAAUCUGGAUUUCCAUGUUGGAGGAUGUCCAUAGGGUCAAAUAACAGCAGUGGUGUUAGCAGUCCUCCUGGUUCCAGUCGGCACAGUUUGGUCGAGGACAGAGAACAGAUGACUGACGCAGCUGACCAACAACCUGGCUGGCUGACCAAGCAAAUUUUAUAAACUGAAUCGUACUUUGUUACAAACAGAAAAAUCUGUGGCUAUAUUGCUCUUUCCUCUAGGAAUUCUUGAAGGGGUUAAAAAAAGAAAAAAAAAUGACAUGGAAAACUCAACAACAAUACAACACAAAUCGAACACCUAUCUCUUACCAAAAUUUUUAAUAACAUCAAAACCUAUUAUAAGUUUUCUCAAGUUUUCUUACAUCCUUU